Sphaerodactylus townsendi is the source of this 2462-nucleotide messenger RNA. RefSeq names its product fibronectin type III and SPRY domain containing 2 (gene FSD2). Gene Ontology annotation, molecular function: protein binding. The transcript has 12 exons. Bases 126 to 2294 code for a protein of 722 amino acids. The record is from RefSeq and is a predicted model, not a curated record. NCBI's taxonomy places the organism in Eukaryota, Metazoa, Chordata, Lepidosauria, Squamata, Sphaerodactylidae.
UUUUGGCUAAGCUGAUCGUCUUUACUUGUCCUGAAGACCUUGAGAGAUACUAAGCUUCUACUGCUCUAAACGCCCCCAAGUUUUCCUUGUAUGUUCAGUUGGUCUCUGAUAUCCCUGAUCCUGCAAUGGAGCCACAAUCCAAAGAGAAUGAACAAGAAAGCCCAAGACUUUAUCACUUAGAACUUUAUGACUCAAGUGAGGAUUUGGCCGUCUUUUUAGAAGAGCCCUUCCAAAGACGAGACCUGGCCGUGCACGAAAAGAGAGAGACGUCAGGCAAAGAGGUUCAGAAUGGGUCGCAGAAGGAUGCACAAGAACUAGCAAGGCCAGGCAAGGAUAAGAACUCAGACUCAGAACGUGCGACUAUUUCUGAGAGCACAGCAGCAGGCUCUGGGCCUGGUUCGACUGCAGAUUCGGCCAAAAAUAUCUUGCCUACAGAGUCCGUUCAGGGCAGAGAGGGGGAGCCAAUCCCUGGCAAAGAUUCUCAAGACCCAGACAACAAAAAAGGUAGCAGCGGCAGAGCAGAUGCUGUGGACCGGCAAUCUUUCAAGCCGAACAACCGAGAGAAAGAUGAAAAUUCGUACUGCAUUACUUGCUGCGGUCCAAUCAGAGCAGAAGAGGAUCACGAAGAACACGAGGUCAUUCCUCUCGUCAGCGUAGUGGAAAUUGCAAAGGACGAGCUUCAAAAAAAUAUAUGUCAACUGGAAGAUCAGAUUGCUCACCUGGAGAAUUUUUCCAGCCACUUGGAGGAGAUUUUUAUCACUGUGGAGGAGAAUUUUGCAAAGCAGGAGCAGAACUUCAAGAGGCGUUACAGUGACGUGAUGCAGACCUUUGAACAAAGGUAUGAAGAAAGUAUGCAGGCUUUGGGGGAAGAGAAAAAGGAGAAAUUGGAAGCUUUGUACAAGCAACUGGUCAACUGCGGAGAAAACCUUGACACCUGUAAGGAGCUGAUGGAGGCCGUUGAGGAUCUUGGCCAAGGUGAAGAUAAACUGAACGAAUUAAAGGCUGCAAUAGCUACCGUUCGCAGAUUGGAUGAUUUCUUGAAAAAGGAUGUGGAUGUAAAACUCUCGACCCCAGCAGACUUUGAAGAUAGAGUUAUAGAUUUCUCUGAUGCUGGAGAAUUAAUGGAUUCCGUGGAUGCAGUGCCAGCUAUUUCACCUCCUUGUGCUCCAGUCAUGAAUUCCCAGGACCCCAACUCCGCUACCGGCACCUCCAUGAGAGUGUGCUGGAGCUUCUUCUCAGAAGAUAUUGUCGAAAGCUACCAGCUGUUCUACCGGCGAGUAAGCAACAAUAUAUCAGAAGAUGAUCAAGAUGAGCUUAUGCUAAAUGUUAAGGAAAGCUAUGCCAUAGUUGCUAACCUGGCACCAAAUACCCAGUAUGAAUUUUGGGUGAGAGCGCUCAACAGCGCUGGAAUUGGAGCAGCAAGUGAAAGAGCUGUUUACCUGACAGCUCCUUUGCCGCCAGUUAUCAAAAGUCAGGCGGUCCAAAGCUGUGAACAUGCUGCAUUGGUAAGCUGGGAAUCUGGCAACACAAAUCCUGUUGACUCUUACACAAUUGAACUGUCACAGCUGACAGAUGGAGAGAAUGGAGACAUCAUUACCGAGUCCAUCGUCGGGAUCCCAAAUUGUGAAUCUCUAAUUCAGCUGGAGCCAAAGAGGAAAUACUUGCUAUCUGUGAAAGCCAUGAACAUGGGAGGCUCCAGCGAAAGGAGUGAGCCGGUCUCCAUCGUUAGCACCGGCACCUACUUUACUCUGAAUGAGGAGACGGCUCAUCCCUUACUAUCUGUCCUAGAAGACGGCUUUACAAUCACGCAUCACAAAACGGACAGUUUGAAAAGUGAUUUGCCCUUCCGUGAAAACAGCUUUACGAGGUCAAUUGCCAUACUGGGAAACCCGAUACCAUUUCCAGGAAAACAUUAUUGGGAGGUGGAUGUAGAUGACAAUAUUGAAUACUGCAUCGGUGUGGCUUUUGAAAAUGUGUCCAGAGACAGCUGUUUGGGGAUGAGCCAUUCAUGCUGGUGCAUGAGACACACUGUCACUCCUUCCAGACAUACCUACGAAUUUCUGAACAGUGGGGUGACACCCGACAUAAGGAUAACGGUUCCUCCCAGGAAGGUCGGCCUCCUGUUGGACUACGACAACGGGACACUGUCGUUUUUUAACACAGACACCACGCAGCACCUGUACACUUUCCACAGCCACUUCCAAGAUUUUGUGUGUCCCUGUUUUGCUGUAGAAGAGCUCGGUGUGCUCAGAAUUAGUAACGGCCUUGCCAUGCCCACUUAUGUGCUUUUAUAAUUAUAGCUAGCUACAAUGGCAAACCUAGGGGGGGCACGAGGGGCUCGAGACCCAGGUGCCACUUGCCUGGGUCAUGUGGGGGCGCAUUUGGCCACCCCGUCACUGCUCAUCCACUCACCCUGCUUGCCACUUGCUUGCCCACCCUGCUUGCUCGCCUUGCCUGCUGGC